AUCAUCAGCUGUUUGGGGAGCAAAACAAAACAGAAAAGUUUAUGUUUUUAUUUAUUGAUCUCUAGUCAUGAAGGCGGGUAUUAGGCGAACCUCGGCCAGCGUAAUUCUUGUGGCCCCAAAUGAAGGAACAAGCAAAGACUAUAAAUUGCUGAUGCUGAAACGCAGUGACACCACGGCAGUAGUGCUCAAUCAAACCGUAUUCCCCGGUGGCCUCUUGGAUGAGGCCGAUGAGAGCGUGGCCUGGCUGCAGUACUUUGAGGAGUUCGGUGUCCCCCAAAAGGAACUGCGUCGACUGGUACUCAUUAGCAAUGAUCGACCUGCUAUUCUGGCUCCACAGGGCACCGGUUGUUACGAUCGUUUCUUUAAAAACACAAUAAUUUGGUCGAGAGAGAUUACGUUGCGCCUGAAUGCUAUACGGGAAUGCUUUGAAGAGGUGGGUGUCUUGCUGUGCCGAAGUCAUGAGGAUCUUAAGGACUUUGGUCCGGUGGCCUCCCUUCAGAAUGUGCCCAAUCUAAAAAGCUGGCAACAACGAGUGCACAACAAACCCAGUGAGUUUCUGACCCUGUGUCGGGAGCUAAAGGUUGUGCCCGAUCUGUGGGGUCUGCAUGAGUGGUCUGCUUGGACCAGUCCUGGAUUUAUGCGAAAAGGCUAUGAAACCGUCUUCUUCAUGGCUUUUGUGAAUUCGCAACCUAACUUACUGGCGGAGCCCUCUGAAGUUAAAGAGACACUGUGGUCAACCCCGAUUGAGUUUCUACGAAUGACUAAACUUGGAGAAAUUUGGCUUCUUCCUCCUCAAAUUUAUGAGUUAUCCCGACUAAUGGGAGUAAAAACAUAUACUAGUCUUUUGGAUUUUGCUGUAAAACGCAGUGCGCUAGGCACAACUAUGUUUGUCCCAGUGACUUACGAAUGCGAGGGACGGAUGGUGUUUGUGCUGCCAGGUGACGACUUUUAUGUGCCAGAACCGCAUUUAGUUCGAGAGAUUAUCAGUUUUCCUGGAACUUUGGAGGAGUUUAAGAGCCGUUCGAAACAAAUACAUCGCUAUACUAGUGAAGGAUCCGUUUUUAAUGUGGAACUUAAUUUUACUCCACCGAACAAUCACUUGAAACCGCUAAAAUUCCUUCAGGAGAGGCAAAAGUUGUAAUCACAUUCCCGGGCUGACUGGAUGACCAUUAAGGGCAGUGGUGACCCCAGCUGCUAAGCUCUGAUAAGAUGCUUAACGUGACCCCUGAAAUAGAGCCAUCACAAAUUGUUGUUUUGAAAUUAUUUUAAGCGGCUUUACCCGGCCAGCAAAUGAUCAAAAAGAUGUCUCCAAAAAUGGCGUUAAUUAUAA
Molecule: messenger RNA, 1330 nt
Organism: Drosophila ananassae
Lineage: Eukaryota; Metazoa; Arthropoda; Insecta; Diptera; Drosophilidae
Product: nucleoside diphosphate-linked moiety X motif 19
Exons: 6
Coding region: 68-1141 (357 amino acids)
Cellular component (GO): mitochondrion
Molecular function (GO): hydrolase activity, acting on acid anhydrides, in phosphorus-containing anhydrides
Source: RefSeq, a predicted model, not a curated record